GUGAGAUCCACCCGAAUUCCAGGAUGCCUCGAUCACGAGUUCCACAAUCCCCGGCGUUCAUCCACCUGGCCAGCAGGCUGAGUGGACUGGCGUUCAGCAUAGCAUGUUUCUAUUACCUGCUAUAUCUGGCAACUCACUGGGGCGAUCGACACACCUAUUUUGCCAUCUUCGCAGUAUCCACUGCGAUAGUCGUCGAUCUGAUCGAGGUCUGCGGUCUCCUCGACGUCUCAUUCACUCUCAAGCGGCUGGACGUGGGCUGGCUGAUUUCCGGUAACGUCGUCUCGAUGGUUCUGGGAGUUAUAGGAUGUCUCCAGCUGGCGUUCAGCGACUGGGGUCUGAGCAAUGCUCCGUCUGAUUAUCCUCGUCCGUGGAUGGACACGUUGGACCUGGCGUUCAUUUUGAUGAUUCCUUUUUCCCAUCGCGCGUUUGAUUUUUUCGAUACUCGAGUGUGUGAUCUGUUGCAGGAUGCGUCGGAGGUUGAGGGAGAAGCGUGGAAAAGAGGGAAGAGGGACUGCAUUGGCGUCGAUGUCUCCUGUUGCUGUGGGUGCUAA
This is a messenger RNA of Aspergillus novofumigatus IBT 16806, 551 nucleotides long. RefSeq lists its product as uncharacterized. Lineage: Eukaryota; Fungi; Ascomycota; Eurotiomycetes; Eurotiales; Aspergillaceae. The transcript is spliced from 3 exons. The record is from RefSeq and is a predicted model, not a curated record. The coding region runs from base 24 to 551 and encodes 175 amino acids.